Jaculus jaculus (lesser Egyptian jerboa) is the source of this 1520-nucleotide messenger RNA. RefSeq names its product hematopoietically expressed homeobox (gene Hhex). Gene Ontology annotation, biological process: regulation of transcription by RNA polymerase II; cell differentiation. Bases 1 to 807 code for a protein of 268 amino acids. The transcript has 4 exons. Gene Ontology annotation, molecular function: DNA-binding transcription factor activity, RNA polymerase II-specific; RNA polymerase II cis-regulatory region sequence-specific DNA binding. The record is from RefSeq and is a predicted model, not a curated record. Lineage: Eukaryota; Metazoa; Chordata; Mammalia; Rodentia; Dipodidae.
AUGCAGUUCCCGCACCCGGGGCCCGGGGCGCCGCUGUACGCGCCCACGCCGCUGCUGCAGCCCGCGCACCCCACGCCCUUCUACAUCGACGACAUCCUGGGCCGCGGGCCCACGGCCCCCACGCCGACCCCCACGCUGCCGUCCCCUAACUCCUCCUUCACCAGCCUCGUGUCCUCCUACCGGACCCCAGUGUACGAGCCCACGCCGAUCCACCCUGCCUUCUCGCACCACCCGGCCGCCGCGCUGGCCGCCGCCGCCUCCGCCUACGGCCCCGGCGGCUUCGGAGGCCCGCUGUACCCCUUCCCGCGGACGAUGAACGACUACACGCACGCCUUGCUCCGCCACGACCCCCUGGGGAAACCCUUGCUGUGGAGCCCCUUCUUGCAGCGGCCUUUGCAUAAAAGGAAAGGUGGUCAAGUGAGAUUCUCCAACGACCAGACCAUCGAGCUAGAGAAGAAAUUUGAGACCCAGAAAUACCUCUCCCCUCCAGAGCGGAAGCGACUGGCCAAGAUGUUGCAGCUCAGUGAGAGACAGGUCAAAACCUGGUUUCAGAAUCGACGCGCUAAAUGGAGAAGACUAAAACAGGAGAACCCUCAAAGCAACAAAAAGGAUGAACUGGAAAGUUUGGACAAUCCCUGUGACCAGGGGCAAGACUUGCCCAGUGAACAGAACCAAGGUGCCUCUUUGGAUAGUUCUCAGUGUUCGCACUCCCCAGCCUCUCAGGAAGACCUGGACUCUGAGAUUUCAGAGGAUUCUGACCAGGAAGUGGACAUCGAGGGUGAUAAAGGUUACUUUAAUGCUGGGUGAUGGCCACUGAUCAGCGUGCUUAGAAACCUGGACUUGAAUCUUCACCAAAAACCCGGAGCUGUGUGACAAAUAGAAAUCCAUUUUCUGGUGUUCAGGAAACCCAAGUAUUUGGUGCCAACCUAUAUAGGAAACUUAAUUUUGACUUAAUAAGUGGUGUAUAUACUGAUUUUAAGUUGUGAUAAUGUGUCUAAAUUCAGCCCCAUUUAAAAAGUAAAUUGUUUUUAUUUAUGGAAAGUAAUUUUGAAUUUUUGUUUAAAGCUGUGUAACUUCAAAAGGUUUUAAUAGGCUUGAGUAACUUUUCCAUAAUCUAUAUGUACACUCUGCUUAAUGGAUAAGCGAAAGAACACCCCAAAUCCAGAGAGGUGCUUGGGAGGGGCCCAUCAUGACCUAGCCUUGGAAUAACUCAAAAGGAAAAUUCUUAAUGACUUUAUAUUACAUUAUUCUUACACUGCUGCCUUGAAUCCAAGACCAUUUCAGAGUCGUAGUCUUGGGGAUGUGUGUUCUUUUUGUAAGAGGUAGUUGGUAAGACUUUUAAGUGCUUGUUUUGCACUAUUACUUAGUUCUUCUGACCAAGGUGUUAGGGAGUGGUACAGUCCUACAGGCAGGAAAACUGACUGGUCUGUGACUAAAAUUAAUGUCACCUGAGCUAGAAGUACCCCGAUAAUUAAGUGGAAGUAGAUUGUAGAUACCUGGUUUUAUAUUAAACAAUGUCU